AUGGCGCGCGUGGGUGUGGCAAACUACCGACACCCGUCGGAGCACCGAAGUGUGAUGAUGUGGGACGGUUUUUUUCGCGAGGGCGUGGGGCGUGAGCAGGGUGAUCACCCGUAUCACUCCUGGAAUAUCAACCGAGUGCCGAAGCCAACGUACGUGGGAGUCAGAACAACCAGCAAUGUACAGUUCAUUUUUUCGCUUGGUGCAAAAGCGUUUUAUUUGCCUCCUCGCGGGGACAAAUGAUAUAUGAUUUUGAUGAUGCUACUUCUUUGAGGCGUUCCACUUUUCGAGGGAAAACUCAACCUAAAGAUCGGAAAGGAAAUUUUUAUCAAAAAACUCCAGGAUGCGCAACUCUCCUGCUGGAGUUACAAGAAGAAGGGCAUUGAUCCACCAUGGGCGGGCAGGUCCGCCUUCCACAGUCCUAGGUUCCACGGACACAAUGGGAUGCCAGUCACAAUGCUGAGCCUGCAGUUGGCCAAGUAUAAAUUCUUUUCUUGCCCGUCUCAUGGUUUUGACAGAUGUAGCUGUUCUGUAGUAAUUUUUUGCAACUUCGCCCAUGACAACAAGGAGCAACAGACAUAAGAACACUAUCCAGUAUGCAUGCUGAAGCCGCUAUUUCUAUACCAUCCAAAUCCAGGUCCCGCUCAACUCCAGACAUGUUGGCGCACGACGGGAGGGCGAUGCACGAUGCGUAUCCAAUCAACACGGCCAGAUCAACCGCGAGUCAGCUCUCCACCGCACGAUCCACCGCGCGAGGCACCAAGCCAUAUCCUGUGUAAAAACGUCCCCACCCCAUAGUCAAGAUGGGGAAUCGACUAGACAAAUCCGCAAGCUUUGGCUGUUUUGCAUGACAAAUUUGGACUCGUAGCGUAGUGCUGUUUGAGCUAGCUCAGCAGCAUCACAGAUCUAGUACAUCAUGCUGAUUGGAGCAUUACAAAUUCCAAGACACGAUUAGAAAAUGCGUCUCGUGGGGGUCCGCAUGAGGAACAUUUUUAGCAUGCAGAUUUGCAUGACAGCCAUGGGGUGGGGACGUUUUUACUCAGGAUAAGCCACCGAAGGUGGCCAUCGCAAGGUGAAGUGGAGGAGAAUUGUGCUCCUGACGGCAAAAAUCCCUAUUUUAUACGUGCUUGUACGAAACAACGAUGAAAAUCUUUCCGACUUUUUUGCAUUUGAUAAACUUCACACGCAACGACCUUGUCAUAUCCAGAACUUAUACAACCAAAUUUCUGGUGCUUUUUUGGAGAUGGGAUGUUUGUUUCUUGAUUCAAAUACUACUGUUCUAUAUCCACUAAGCAUGAUUUGCCACCGCAGCAAACGAUUGGUUCCAAUUUGUCAAUGUAUCAACAGCAAAGAGAAGACGUGAAGGCUUGCGGGUUGUAUGAAUGUAUCAGCAGCAAACUGUUGUUUUUGAACUGUACAAUACUGUAUCCAAAAUGCCGCCGGCAUUCUCUUGGCCGGGAUGAGAAAAAUAUGAUUUUUUCCAG
Molecule: messenger RNA, 1481 nt
Organism: Amoebophrya sp. A120
Lineage: Eukaryota; Dinophyceae; Syndiniales; Amoebophryaceae
Source: the annotation of a GenBank genome assembly